Messenger RNA from Doryrhamphus excisus (bluestripe pipefish), 2014 nucleotides. RefSeq names its product tribbles pseudokinase 3 (gene trib3). The record is from RefSeq and is a predicted model, not a curated record. Gene Ontology annotation, cellular component: nucleus. Lineage: Eukaryota; Metazoa; Chordata; Actinopteri; Syngnathiformes; Syngnathidae. Gene Ontology annotation, molecular function: protein kinase activity; mitogen-activated protein kinase kinase binding; ATP binding. Gene Ontology annotation, biological process: positive regulation of proteasomal ubiquitin-dependent protein catabolic process; protein phosphorylation; regulation of MAP kinase activity.
CCUUUCGUGGUGACGUCACAUCGGAGGAAACCAAACAAAGGCGAAGUGACGCCUCAGUCAGUCCGUCCGGAAAGUUCUGGACGGGUUCAAAUCUCGAACAAAGUCACAACUAAAGUCAGUAGGGUUGUGUUUUUGUUUGCUCGGGACGAUUCCGGAUGUGAAAAAAAAGCCGUUCGGCUUCGUUGCAUCAGCUUUGUUUUUCCGCCUCUGUCGCUUGUUUGCGCAACCCGAGAAGGAGACGUCACCGCUGGUCAGUGGAGUGCAAGUGUGGCCGCUAGCAUAACUGGUGACAUGGCCGCUGUGGCUUGUUAGGUGUCACGGUCUCUCCUCUUCUUCUGGAUCUGCAAGAUGAGUGAGGGUGUGGCUCGGCAGCGCCUGAAGAGAUUACUGGAUGAGCCGCAGGACGCCUUACCUAAAUUUAAAAGAAUAUGUGUGGCCCCGCCCCCUCCCGAGACGAGCCCGUCACUCCACCUGAAAGCCAGAAGCCCUUCCCCCAAGCCCAGCCAGAGCCAAUCCAAGGUCCGUGUUGGGUCUUACUUCCUGUUUGAGCGCUAUGAAGGGGAGGAGACGUACAGAGCGGUGCAUGCAGACACGCAGCAGGAGUUCACCUGCCAGAUCCUGCCUCUGCACGGCUACCAGGAGAAGCUCGCCGCCUACGCCCGGCUGGGUCGCCACGACAACAUCUGCAGCCUGCAGGACACGGUGAUCGGGCCGGACAGCGUGCACGUGUUCCUGCCACCUCACCACGGUGACAUGCACGCUCAUUUGCGUAGCAGUAAGCGCUUGGGUGAGGAGGAGGCGGAGCUUCUGUUUGCACAGAUGCUGAAUGCUGUGGCGCACUGCCAUCGCCGCGGCGUGGUCUUACGGGACGUGAAGCUCCGUCGCUUUGUCUUUACCGACAGAUUCAGAACCCGUGUCGCCCUCCUCGGCCUCAACGACUGUGUCGUCCUUCAGCGUGACGACGACUCCCUCACGGACAGACACGGCUGCCCCGCCUAUGUUGGCCCGGAGCUGCUGGACAGCAACAAGGCGUCUUAUUCAGGCCGGGCGGCAGACAUUUGGAGCCUGGGCGUGUCCCUGUACACGAUGCUCAUCGGACGAUACCCGUUCCAGGACACGCGCCCCGCCGCCCUGUUCGCCAAGAUCCGCCGUGGAUCCUUCAGUCUACCCGGUUGGCUAUCGCCACAAGCUAAAUGUCUAAUCGGCUGCAUGCUCAGGAAGUCACCUGCAGAGCGUUUGGAAGCCUCUGAGCUGUUGGCGCAUCCUUGGUUGAGCAGCCAGUGCACUUGGUUCCGUGUGGAUCAGCGUGGUUCCAGCAGAGCGUUGCAGAGGAAACAAGAAGAUGACGACCAGGUAGUGCCGACGUUCACCAAAGAACACUAAAAAAAAAAAACAACAAACACCUCCUGGAUUACUUGAGCCUCAAGUGCCUUCAAUAAUAAAGACAGUGGAACCUCCGAGAUCGUUUUGUGUUCCGUUUGGCUUUCAAAAUCAAUUCUUCUAUUCACAUUUGUAGUAAUUUAAAUGUUGUACAUUUAACCAUCUUAACUACCACCCACUAAUAUUAUGUCAAGCAUAUAGUACUCUACCUCUCGAUCACAGGUGACAAGCAUAACUGAAAUGCGCCAAUCACAGAAGAUCGACAUGCAAAUCCUUUCCUCUAUGAACGGACAGGAAGCAGAAACUUCAUGUAAAAAAAAAAAAACGCCAACGCUAAACCUGACUUAACGGAAGGAAUACUUCUGCAGGAUGAAAAUAACUGCUUUGAGUCCCCCCCCCCAAAAAAAAAUGUGUUCUACCUCCCGAUUUUACAAGCUUUAAGGCAUUGGAGGAUGUAACGUAUUUAAAGGGACGGUGAACAUGACAACCUCUGUGUGGAGAUGAUCUUUUUGACUAUUGUUUUACGAAAAAAGAUUGAUGAAUGACCCACCUGGAACCAACCAAUCGUGAGAGACCUACUUCUGAUUUGAACGACAUGAGGAAUAAACAUGUUUCACAAACCGCUCCAGAGAUA